AUGCGUUUCUUCCAGACCCUCGUCGCUCUCCCCCUUAUCGCAGGCGCCGUCGCCAGCCCUCUCGACGCACGCGCUACCCUCGAAAACUGCACUCCUGAGGGAAAGCAAACGAUCGACAACGCACUUUCCCAAGCAGCAAAGAUGGCCCAAGCCGGCGCGAACCUCAUCCGCAGCAAUUCUGACUACUCGGCCAACCUGUUCCAGAGCUUCUUCAAGACCAACGACGCCCAGUCCCGCAACCGCGUCGCCGGUGUCUUGGACAAGAUCGCCACGGAGGCCACGAACGGAAACCAGGGAGUCGUGACCUACUACUGCACUCCGGAGGGCAUCGACUGCGUUGACACCCACGCUUUCACUAUGACUGCCUACGGCGAGACGGACGGAACCUACGGACGUAUCCGGACCUGCCCUGCCUACUUUACCAAGUUCCCUGCGUGGUCGGACUCCUGCAGUGUUCUGGAUCAGGCCACCUCUAGCUUGCACGAGAUGGCCCAUACCAAGGGCAUCUUCGGUCCUGAGACGUAUGGCUAUGAUGCUGUGCAUGGUUUGAGCUCUUCUGCUGCUCUUGAGAAUGCUGAGAGCUAUGCUUUCUUCUCCAAGUGUAAGGUUUUCCAAGGUUUCCACGAAUAA
Aspergillus oryzae RIB40 is the source of this 630-nucleotide messenger RNA. Its product is annotated as putative metalloproteinase. Gene Ontology annotation, biological process: proteolysis. Bases 1 to 630 code for a protein of 209 amino acids. Gene Ontology annotation, molecular function: metalloendopeptidase activity. Lineage: Eukaryota; Fungi; Ascomycota; Eurotiomycetes; Eurotiales; Aspergillaceae. The transcript has a single exon. The record is from RefSeq and is a predicted model, not a curated record.